UUAGCAAACGUUUAGCCACAAACGAGAUGAAAUCCAUUUUUCUAACAAUUUUAUUUGCUUGUCUGACUGGGCGUGUCUACACUGAUGAAGCGUCUGAUCUUAAGCAAAGAUAUCAGCAAGUUCAUUUGACCUGUGCAGCCAGAACGCUUUUCAACCCGGCCGGUAUUAAAUAUUUGAUGGACCUAGAUUUUGCUGCUGCCCAAAGAAUACCAAAUCAUGACUGUUUUGAAAAAUGUGUUUUCAAAAGUAUCCGUACCGUCACACCGACUGGGAUAGACAAUGACAAAAUUUUGGCAAUAGCUGCCAUAUUUCAACCACAGACUGUGCCACAAACUCAAAUUCAGUUAGCUGAAUGUGCCAGCUUGUACGAUCCCAAUAACUUUGACUGUGCGGCAGCCUGGCGAUUAUAUCUUUGUCUGCAGAAUGCUGAAGAUACUCUAAGUCUACCGAAAGCACCAACAGCUUUUCUGGUUCGAGCUGCUUGGGAUUCUGUUUGAAAAUCUAGGGGGGGAAAAUCGACUUUGUCAUCUA
Messenger RNA from Bradysia coprophila, 531 nucleotides. RefSeq lists its product as uncharacterized. The record is from RefSeq and is a predicted model, not a curated record. Gene Ontology annotation, molecular function: odorant binding. NCBI's taxonomy places the organism in Eukaryota, Metazoa, Arthropoda, Insecta, Diptera, Sciaridae.